CCGGCUCGCAGCGCGGUGCAGGGGGUGUGGCCAAAGGGCCAGGUGGGCUCUCGCGCUAGGGGAACAUAGAUGGCUGGACACAGAAUCUAGAGAGUUCAAAUAAUCUGGAGAUGUUUCAACCUUCAGGUUCCACUGGGCUCAUCCCCCCAUCCCACUUCCAAGCUCGGCCCCUUCCAACCAUGCCAAGAAUGGCUCCCACUUGGGUGUCAGACAUUCCCCUGGUCCAACCCCCGGCCCAUCAAAAUGUCUCAGAGAGGCAGCCAGACAUCCAGAGACCUCAAGUGAUCAUGUGGGAACGGGAUGUUUGUGGCGAUGGGCAGGAGCCAGGACGGAGAGGCAGGUCUGUGGAGCUGCAGGGGUCGCAGGCCUUGAGCCAGCAGGCAGAGCUGAUCUCUCGGCAGCUGCAGGAGCUGCGACGGCUCGAGGAGGAGGUCCGAGUCCUGCGGGAGACCUCGCUGCAGCAGAAGAUGAGGCUGGAGGCCCAGGCCAUGGAGCUGGAAGCUCUGGCACGGGCAGAGAAGGCCGGCCGAACUGAGGCUGAGGGCCUGCGUGCUGCCUUGGCCGGGGCCGAGGUUGUCCGGAAGAACCUGGAAGAGGGGAGCCAGCGGGAGCUGGAGGAGGUUCAGAGGCAACACCAGGAGCAGCUGUCCUCCUUGACUCGGGCUCACCAGGAGGCUCUUUCCAGCUUGACCAACAAAGCUGAGGGCUUGGAGAAGUCUCUGAACAGUCUGGAAACCAGGAGGGCAGGGGAAGCCAAGGAGCUGGCCAUGGCCCAGAGGGAGGCCGAGCUGCUGAGGGAGCAGCUGAGCAAGACCCAAGAAGACCUGGAGAUUCAGGUGACCUUGGUUGAGAACCUAAGGAGAUAUGUAGGGGAACAAGUUCCCCCCGAGGCCCACAGCCAGACAUGGGAUUCAGAGCGACUGGAGCUUCUAGGGACUGUGCAGCACUUGCAGGAGGACCGGGAAGGCCUGCACGCCACGGCGGAGUUGCUGAGGGUGCGAGUGCAGAGCCUCACACACAUCCUGUCCAUGCAGGAGGAGGAGCUGGCCAGGAAGGUUCAGCCUUCAGAUGCUCUGGAGCCGGAGUUUCCCAGGAAGGGCCAGUCCCUGCUGAAGCGCUGGCGGGAGAAGGUGUUUGCCCUCAUGGUGCAGCUAAAGGCCCAGGAGCUGGAGCAUGGAGCACGUGUGCAGCAGCUGAAGGGACAGGUGGCAGAGCUCCAGGAAAGAGCCACAGCCCAGAGCCAGGAGCAGGCCAUCCUGCAGCGUUCCCUGGAAGACAAAGCUGCCCAGGUGGAGGUGGAGCGGAUGGGCACCAAGUCCCUGCAGAUGGAGCUGAGCCGUGUGCAGGAAGCCUGGCGCCGGGGGCAGCAGCAGACAGUGGCAGCCGAGGAGCAGCUGAAACUUGUGGCCAAUGCUGUCAGCAGCUUUCAGACCUGGCUCCAGAGCACCGUGGCCGAGGUGGAGCGGGCCGCAGCCCGGCUGCCCAGCCUCAGCAGCCGAGUCAGCUAUGCUGUCCGCAAGGCACACACCAUCCGGGGCCUGAUGGCUCGGAAACUGGCCCUUGCUCAGCUGCACCAGGAGAGCCACCCCCCAGCCCCACCCACCGAGGAUGUGAGCCUUGAGUUGGAGCAGCUACGGGAAGAGCGGAAUCGCCUGGAUGCAGAAGUACAGCUGAGUGCCCGCAUCAUCCAGCAGGAGGUGGGCCGUGCCCGGGAGCAAGGGGAGGCAGAGCGGCAGCAACUGAGUGAGGUGGCCCAGCAGCUGGAGCAGGAGCUGCGGCGGACCCAGGAGUCCUUGGCUAGUGUGGGGCUGCAGCUGGAGGCGGCGCGCCAGGGCCAGCAGGAGAGCACAGCAGAGGCUGCCAGUCUUCGGCAGGAGCUAACCCAGCAGCAGGAGAGCUAUGGGCAAGCUCUGCAAGAGAAGGUGGCUGAAGUGGAAUCCCGGCUGCGAGAACAGCUUUCGGAAACAGAGAGGAGACUGAACGAGGCUCGGAGGGAGCAUGCCAAGGCCGUGGUCUCCCUGCGCCAGAUCCAGCGCAAGGCCACCCGGGAAAAGGAGCGGAACCAGGAGCUCAGGCGCCUGCAGGAAGAGGCCCGGAAGGAGGAGGGGCUGCGGCUGACCCAGCGCCUGCAGGAGCUGGAGAGGGACAAGAACCUCAUGCUGGCCACCUUGCAGCAGGAGGGUCUCCUCUCCCGUUACAAGCAGCAGCGACUCUUGGCAGUUCUUCCUUCCCUGAGUAAGGGGAAGUCCGUGCAGUCCAGUCCCAGGCCGGCAGGGUCUUCAGCAUCUGGACCCCCAGCAGCAGCACUCUCUCCCGGGAAGACCAUACACGGAUCCCUCUCUGUCCUGCUGGAGGACCUGCAGGGACUGAGUGAGGCCAUCUCCAGAGAGGAAGCAGCUUCUCAAGGAGACGACCAGAGCUCUCCUGCUCCGACUGCCAUUGAGCAGCCAGGGGCUCGGAGCACCUGGGAGCUCGGGAGGGCCCUGGGGGCCCAGAAGGAUCAUGGGGAAGUGGGGUGAGGUUUGGGGGCCUGCCCUUGGGGAUACCAGCCACCAAGGUGUCUGGAUUCUGUGCCUCAAUAAAGCUGACUGCA
Molecule: messenger RNA, 2593 nt
Organism: Molossus molossus (Pallas's mastiff bat)
Lineage: Eukaryota; Metazoa; Chordata; Mammalia; Chiroptera; Molossidae
Gene: CCHCR1
Product: coiled-coil alpha-helical rod protein 1
Exons: 18
Coding region: 111-2519 (802 amino acids)
Biological process (GO): cell differentiation; protein export from nucleus
Cellular component (GO): centriole
Source: RefSeq, a predicted model, not a curated record